Molecule: messenger RNA, 1200 nt
Organism: Cricetulus griseus (Chinese hamster)
Lineage: Eukaryota; Metazoa; Chordata; Mammalia; Rodentia; Cricetidae
Source: RefSeq, a predicted model, not a curated record
GUCUUCUUUGAUGUGAAGAUUGGAGACAAAGAUGUGGGUAGAAUUGUCAUUGGCCUCUUUGGAAAAGUGGUACCCAAGACGGUGGAAAACUUUGUGGCUCUGGCAACAGGGGAGAAAGGCUACGGGUAUAAAGGAAGUAUCUUCCAUCGAGUCAUCAAGGACUUCAUGAUCCAAGGAGGGGACUUCACUGCUAGAGACGGCACCGGAGGAAAGAGCAUUUAUGGUGAGACAUUUCCUGAUGAGAACUUCAAACUGAAGCACUAUGGCAUUGGGUGGGUCAGCACUGGCCCCGACACCAAUGGCUCCCAGUUCUUCAUCACCUUGACCAAGCCCUCAUGGUUGGAUGGCAAACAUGUUGUAUUUGGAAAAGUCCUGGAUGGGAUGACUGUGGUACACUCCAUAGAACUUCAAGCAACGGAUGAUCAUGACCGCCCAUUUACUGACUGCACCAUCGUCAACAGUGGCAAGAUAGAUGUGAAAACACCCUUUGUAGUUGAGGUCCCUGACUGGUGACAGAAAUGUUGGAAAACAGGAACACUCUGGCUGGUCCGUGUGUUCAUCACUACCCACUAGCUGUCUUUUGACUUUUUAGUUACUUAAAGUUGUACUUUCAAAACAAAUAUUCUCUUUUAAUAUCCCAGUCCAGAUUGCAUCAAAGAUUUAAGAAUCAACCACACAGCCAGAUGUCCUGGCAAACACCUAAAAUCCCAGCAUGUGGGAGGUAGAGGCAGGAGGAAUAAGGAAGGGUUCAGGGCCAGUCUUGGUACAUAGUGAAUUUGAAGCUAGCCUAGUAUAUGUAGAACCCUGUUUCAGAAAACCAUGCCAACAACAAUAAAAAUAAACCAAAGUUUAUGGUGCAUGAAUUUUGGUAUAUUACCUGCUCAGGUACUUUAAAUUGAAAAAAACAGGUUCUUCUUUUCCAAUGGUGCUAUUUUUAAAUUAAAAAAAAAACUUUGUAUUGGCUAUUUAUUUUUAAGAAUAUGGUUGUUUAUUUGUUUAGUUUCACUCAGUUCCUUGUAACCUCCAUGUUGGCUGAUCUGGAAGGUUUGUUUGAGAAAGGUGACUACAAUGAGGCUUAGCAUUCUUUGUUCAUAUAAUUCUUGACAGGUAAAGGGAAAUUUGAGUCGUAUCAUAUUUUGUAUGUCAUCAGAUUUUCUGUGUCUUGAUGCUCUUUAUAUUAAAUACUUUUUAUAUGAAUUG